AUGGUGGUUGGAGGUAGUCAACAGGAAACCCAGGACCCGGGUUUCGUGCUACUUGGCACUCGUCAGCAAGGUGUACCUGUAAUCUUGAGGGAACUGGUGCUCCCUGGCGGAUUCGAUCUCGUGUCACCCAGCUUCACAGUCAGAGACGUUACCACUGGCUCGGAUAGCUCAGUUCUUUAUGGUGUAUUCCCAUUUUUGGAAUCCUACAGAUUUAGUUGUAUAACUAUUCAUAUAAUUACUUAUGUGGUGUAUGCUACUGAUGUUGGCAGAUAUAAGCAGUAUGUAUCAUCAAUAAAAUGUGAAAUGCCUAGUGGCAGAAGGCUAAGAAUUUUCGAAAAGAAGAGAGUUUGGACAGAGAAU
Schistosoma margrebowiei is the source of this 360-nucleotide messenger RNA. NCBI's taxonomy places the organism in Eukaryota, Metazoa, Platyhelminthes, Trematoda, Strigeidida, Schistosomatidae. The record is from the annotation of a GenBank genome assembly.